Molecule: messenger RNA, 7540 nt
Organism: Mycena citricolor
Lineage: Eukaryota; Fungi; Basidiomycota; Agaricomycetes; Agaricales; Mycenaceae
Source: the annotation of a GenBank genome assembly
UAAACCCUUGAGUUGCACCUGUAACCUUCCAUGAUCCACGACACCCAGCUUUGCCUGACGCGCUUAUGAAGCAACCUCCAUGAAUACUCUUCCUGAUGCCCCUGACACUCGAAAUACCACUCUAUUUGAGCACCGUCUAAGCUCGUGUCGUGAUCGCUAUUUCUUUCUCCUUGGGGUGCCGCUCCCGUCAUCAGACCGCGACACCUCACGCGACCGAGUUCUCCUUCAUCCUGACUGCCCAUCCGGCACAUUCCGUGUCGCAGACUGGCGCAGGGAGUGUGGAGCGCUUGGGAAAUCGGGUGCUUCGAACGAGAAAGGACACACGACCGGAGGCAGUUUCCCUUCAUCGUCAGUUCUUUGAUUGAUACGAAGACUGUGGGGGAUAGGGCGGGGCUGGGGGAGGGGGUACUAAAGGGUGCUGCUGCAUUGUCGGUCAGAAGAAGCGCAUACAUACGUAGAUGGGUCUCUCUCCCUCGACCGUUCUGCUCGCUCUGGCCCUGGGCCUGGGCCUCGCCCCGGUGCGCGUCGUCCGCGCGCAGCCCGCGCCCUCCGUCCAAGCAGGCAUCGCCGCCGCAAUCAAACGCGCGUCCACCGCCUCCGGGCCGCUCGACUACACGGCCUUCGUGAACCCGUUCAUCGGCACCGACAACUUCGGGGACGUGUGCCCCGGCGCGUCGGUCCCGUUCGGCAUGGCCAAGUUCUCCACGGACAUGACGGGGUACGCGCCCGCGGGCUACGUCACGGACCCGACGCAGUUCGUCCGCGGGCUCAGCCCGAUGCACGACAGCGGGACGGGGUCGUCGCUCGGCACGUACGGGAACUUUGAGAUCAUGCCGCUGCUGUGCGCGGGUGGAUUCGACAACUGCACGACGCGCUUGGCGGCGCGCGAGAGACUGCGGAAGCCCCAUACGGACGUGGCAUCCCCGGGGUACUUCGCCCUGACGCUUGACAACGGGAUCAUGAUGGAGGCCACCGCGACUCGCCGCGCAGGCCUCGAGCGAUUCACCUUCCCGCACGGCUCCCAGCCGUUCUUCGUGCUCGAUCUCGCGAACGAUCUGCCCGCUUCGUUCGCAGGGGGCGAGAUGGCGAUCGACCCGGGGAAUGCGCGGAUCACCCUCGGAGGUCACUGGGGAUCGAGCUUCGGGCCUGGCCGGUUCAACUACCAGGCGUUCGCGUGCUACGAUCUGAACCCCAGCGGGAAUCAGAAGCUGGCCGAAUACGGUGUCUGGACUGGCGAUAACUUCGGGCUCGAUGCGAAGGGCCUCGGGCAGACGCAUCUCAACCUCUCGCUGAAUUUGAUCGGCGGAGUCUACGAAAGCGGCGCGCUGUUCUCCUUCGACGGCAACCCGAAGCAAGUCGACAUCCGGGUCGGCAUCUCCUUCGUGUCGACCGACCAGGCGUGCGCCAACGCCGAGUCCGAAGUGGGCAGCUCGUCGUUCGAGGAUAUUCUGGCCCAGGCUAAGAGUCUAUGGAACGACAAGUUGUCGAAGAUUGAGAUCGAUGUGCCGCACACCCCACAGAACGUGACUGAACUUUUGUACAGCUCGUUGUACCGAUCUUCAUUGACGCCAAACAAUGCCACGGGAGAGACACAGGGUGUCUUCGCCGGGACGACGUCCUUCUAUUUCGACUCGCUCUACUGCAGCUGGGACACCUUCCGCACGUUCUACCCGCUGAUGUCGCUGCACUCCCCGGUCGAGUUCGCCCAGAUCGUGGACAACUACAUCGACGGCUGGCGCAAGAACGGCUGGAUGCCCGAAUGCCGGGCGAACAACCUCCCCGGCUGGACGCAGGGCGGGUCGUCUGCCGACGUCAUCGUCGCGCAUUUUGCGACGCACUACCACAACGAGGCCGCGGCGCUGGGCAUCGACCUGCAGGAGCUGUAUUCGGCGGCGUGGACGGAUGCGGAGGUCAAUCCGCCCGAGUGGAACAUCCAGGGGAGGCAGUCAAAUGUAUACAACCAAUUUGGUUAUGUCCCUUUUGCAGUGCUCGACGUGUCCAGCACCGGCCGUCAAACUCGCGAGGGCAGUCGCACUCUCGAAUACGCUUUCGAAGACUUUGCGAUCCGGCAGAUUGCGCAGCUCCUAGGCAAGACUGACGACGAGGCGGUCUUUGCCAACCGGUCCUUGAACUACCGCAACGUCUGGGAUCCGACUGUGAAGAGCGACGGCUUCAAAGGAUUUGCGCAGAAGCGAUACAGCAGCGGCAAAUUCAACUUUACAGAUCCGAAACACUGCUCGCCUGUGGACAAUGUCACGACCGAGUGUUCGCUGCAGUCGGACAACACGAAUGGCUUCUAUGAAAGCUCGUCAUGGGAAUAUAGCUGGUUUGCGCCGCAUGACACUGACUACCUGAUCAAGCUCAUGGGCGGUAAUGACACUUUCGUGAAGCGCUUAGAUCAUUUCUUUGCAGCCGGCUACUAUGGAGCAGGCAACGAGCCUUCAUUCCAGACUCCGAUUGGAUACCACUACGCGAAUCAUCCCGCAAAGAGCGUGGACCGAGUUCGAGCUAUUGUGUUUGAGAACUUUGACAUCACCCCCGCGGGGUUGCCUGGGAACGACGACCAAGCCGCCAUGGCCUCCCUCCUCGCCUUCCAUCUCCUCGGGCUGUACCCGGUCCCGUCGACGACGCAGUACCUCGUCCUGUCCCCGUUCACCCCCCAAUACACCAUCCACAACGCGUACCUCAACACGUCCACGACCGUCACCACGCUCGGCUUCGACGCGCGCUCCGUGCAGCACACCAUCCCGCCCGGCGUCCCCGCGUACGUCGUCAACGUCACCGUCAACGGCGUCCCGUCGCCCUCGCGCUGCCAUUUCGACUUCUACGACGUGUUCCGCGUCGGGGGGCAGGUCGUCAUCCACGUCUCGGCGGAUAAGAGCAAGGCCGAUAGCUGUGUGGGCGGGGUGCCAGAGAGUCUGUCGCGUGGUGGGUUUGCGGCUGCGCGGUGAGAUGAGUGGGUCUAAACAGUAGAAUCGUGUGGAAUAUUCGUGUGGGGUCUAAAUGCAUGUACAGUCCAAAAGUUUUAGGAUCUCACAUGGACUUCCAGGCCAUGGCGCGAUGGCCGAGUGGUUAAGGCGACAGAUUAGAAUGACUCUGCAUCUGUUUCGGUUUCCGAGCGCAGGUUCAAGUCCUGCUCGCGUCUACCCCUUCAAAUCUCCUUUCUUGAAAACUUGCUGCUCCUAAAGCUACAAUGCUCUUAUACUUAUUUUACAUCUACAACCGCAGUCCCGCAAGCAACCCCUCCGCCUCGGCCACGCAUUCCCUGGGUUCCCUGAAAAGCCGCAACGGGAUGUGUGGCGGGAUCUGCCUCCUAGCGCGCCAGACCCUAACCUGCAGCUCGGCACGGCGGCGAUUCGGCUGCUCCAUGCCAGUACCAGCACGGGAAUUCGGUAUUUUGAGGUUGACAGCAGCAGUGUUGCUCGCGACCAUCGAGGGUAUGGGUUCCGGUUCCGUCGUCAUGGGUGUCGUCGCAGACAGGAAGUAGUUGUUGCUCGGUGGGUGGUAUGAUGAUGGCGUUGGGGGCCGUGAUGACGUGCUGGAGGCGGUCGACCAGGACCGCUGGGGCAUCUGGUCGAGCAUCGCGUGGUUCUGGCCCGUCGGAUCGUCGAGGGGGGCUUCGUUCGUGUCGACGUCGCGAAUGAACACCGCCAGCACCUGCUCAGGGUAGUCGCGCGCAAUGCUGCGGCGCUCAGUAGGUGAACGCCAGUACUACGAGUGAGUCACUCACUCGGCGUACAGCUGGAGAUCUUGCUCGCCCGAGUCCCCGAUGAGGAUGAAGCUGGAGUCUGGGAACGCAACGACCAGUUCCUGCACACCCGCUCGUUUUCGGGCGGCUGGCGCCGAGAGCAGACCACUGAACAGCGACCGUCCCGCGUACGACCGCAGCUUGACACUCCCAGGCGGCAGCUGUACUGAGCGGAAAAAGUCCAUCAACACUGGCAACAGUUCGAACGGACCGUUGGACUAGCUAGAGGUUAGUCCUAGCCAAGGACCGGCCAGUCCAUAUCACGCACAACAUAAUGAAACCGUACACCGCGAUUCCACAUCGCAGUAUACCACUCGCCCAUCCCCGGGAUCACGAUCUCGUCAUACUCCUUGACGAACACAUUGUAGAACACCGCGCGCGACCCGCUGAGGAUGCCCGACAGCUUCACCGUGUCGUCGACGUCCGAGAUCACGCGCACGCGCGAGUGUGUCAGCGGGAUGUGCAGCGCGUUCGUCUUCGCGAGGCGCGCUGCGCUCGAGGUCCCCGCUUUCGGGGGCAGGAGCUCCGCCGUGACGAGCAGCUCGUGCUCGACCGUCGCCUCGCCGAACGCGAUGUGCAGCGCCCCGGGAUGGCGCGCGAGCUCCUCGAACGACACAUGCAUCCGCGCCUGGAAGCUGCCGUCCACGGCGGUCGUGAGAACGCGGGUCGCGAUCGGGCCGUAUUCGAUCGCGUCCCGCUCUUCGGCUGCGUGGUUGUUGGCCUUGUGCGGCGCGGCGUACAGGUGCAGCCGGACUGUGCGUGCGGGGAUCACGGAGGACCAGAAGGGCUGUAUUCGGGACUCGAGGUUCUUGUGCAGGCGGUAGAUCGCGCUCGGGACGUGGAAGGGCGUAGACUGCGACGUGGAUUCCACAGAUUCGGCGUCAUCGGCAUCGUUACUGGCGGUCUCGUUGGUUUCUACGCGGAGUCGCUGGAACUGUUGCUCAAGCGCCUGUGCUUCGUAGUCGUCCGUCAUAUCUUCUGGUGGUGGAGGAAGCUGCACGGUCUUCAUGAGCUCCUCGGUGGACGCAGUGAGCGGGCUGCCAUCGAGUUUCGGGAGUGCAGCGAAUCCUGCGACGAUAUUCGGAAUCAGACCCCGUUCGUCGCGAUGUAUGCACACAUACGCACCCUUGGCUAACCUCAUAAACGCGCGCUGCGAGCGGCUCGCAAACUCGGGUGCCCGGUGGCUCGAGGCGAAUCCAGAAACAAACAGAUCCACGUCAAACGCGUCUGCACAACAAGCGAGUCAUGCAUACACGCCCACCGUAGGGUAAGAUCCCACGCACCCUGAUGCAGCCCAAUCUCGUCGGACCUAUAGCGCCUCGCCGCCCAGCCAGGGAACAUCGCGAUACGCUCGGUGUCCCGUCCCGUGCCCCCGCCGCCGCCGCGGAUGCCGGCGGAGAUACGCUGCCCCGUCGCGCCGGCCCACUCUCGCCACGUCUGCGUCCGCGGCGCGGAGUUCGCCUGCUUCAGGUCGCCGUGGGACACCGCCCGGCGCAUCGAGGACGAGAUGGUCGAGCGCCAGCCCAUUUCUCUCGACAUUGCGGUGUGGGUUCGUUUGUGGGUACGGUACGGUGUGCUGCUGGGCGGGGUUGUUACAAUGAGUGCAGUGCAGGCAAGCUACAGUAAGGGAGCGUCAUACUUGGACGUGCCCGGCUAGCGCCAAGAUGACAACAUGCGCUGAUGGAAUCUUUCGGCUCCUCAUGGCCAGCGAUUCUUGCGGGAACUUGUGUACACCCUUAAUGACCCCAGAAUCGGCUACGCGCAUAGCCAAAUUUCUCAUGGCUUCAGACACUUGUUAUUGCUAUUUGAAAAAUUGAUGUCUUCUCCAAAACAAGAAAAAAAAAUCUAGUCGUGUGUCUGCGUGUGAGGGUUAGGGUUGACAGCGCACAGAUGGUUUGCCGGAAACUCGACAGCGCUAAGACCAUUGCUGUACGCCUCGUGAAGCGCGGGGGGCAUUCUCAACGUGAAAUUGCCGACAUAUGUGGAUUCUCGACCCGAACACUCACACGCGCUGUCACCCAGUAUCGACGAACUGGCAAUGCCGACACCACCCAGAUUGCAGGCCGCCGGGGACGCAAACCCAUCCUGCACAAGUACGAUCUCGACUAUCUCAUCCGAAUCUCGCAGCACCAGCCCGCCAAAUUUCUCGAUGAGUACCAAGACCUUCUCGCGCGCCUUCGGCACUGUCCAGUGCAUAUCACCACCAUCCAUUACGCCUUCUGCCGUGCUGGCAUCAACGUGAAACGGAUACAGCGCAUGGCUUCAGAGAGGGACCCAGUGCUGGAGGGAGACUUUAUUGCACGGAUUGCUGAAUAUCCCGCCAACUACCUGGUGGCGGUUGAUGAGAUGGCAAAGGAUGAUAGAACAUAUGCGAGACUUGGUGGCCGUGCCCCAAUCGGACAACGCGUGGAGGUGUAUCAACCAUUCGUUCGGAAGAAGCGGUAUACGGUGAUAGGUGGGAUGGCAUUGGACAAGGGCAUGAUUGCGACGCGGGUGAUAGAGGGAUCUUCAGACCAUGACACAUUUUACGACUUCCUUGAGAAGGACCUGCUGCCAAUGAUGAAUCCCUAUCCUGGUCCCUGUAGUGUCCUCGUGCUUGAUAACGCAAAGAUACACCACUCAGAUGACAUCCAGCAGCUUGUCGAAGAUUAUGGCUGCCGAAUCGAAUACCUUCCUCCAUACUCCCCGCACCUGAAUCCAAUCGAACAAGCCUGGUCAGCCAUCAAGUCUCAUCUCCGACGCAUUGGAUUGGCAGCUUUCUCCUCAAGACAAGCUUAUUUGGAGUUACACCUCGCAUGUCGUAUAAUUACACCUGAGAUGACCUGGGGCUUUUUUCGACACAGCGGACUGAUUUGAUUGCUCUGUUACUAUACGUGGAUUGGAUGUUUCAUUGCUAUGGAAAGGUUACAGAAGAGUACAGUGGAAUGGUUACAACAAUGUAGUAGACAUGAAUACAACAUGCGAUGAGAGUCCGUAACAAUAUGCAAUGUCCGAUGAGAGUCCGUAAGUAGUGAUACCAAAUGACGGUCUGUUAUCCAUCCACCGAGGCCUUGCCCUUUCUCCAUUCAGCUUGCGCAAAGCGCAAACGGGCACGCAGACCCAGCGGAAGAUACUUGUCAAGGUCCUCAUUGGUGAGAUACGGCAGGAUAUGCGGACCAUCAAUGUGGAUUCCCUCAAGCGACUGAAAAAUCUCCGGUGGAAGCUUGAACGCUUCGCAGAAUGCUUCGAACGUCAUUGCGGCAGGCUUAGCAGGGGAUGUAAUAUGAAUCGGGGCUGAUAGAGUGGAAGAAGCGGGAGUAGGAGUCUGUGGUGCUUGAGCGGUUGCGGGCAGGAGAGGCUGGAGGAGGGAGGCAAAUGCAGCAAAGUCAUUGUUGAUUGUGACGGUUGGUGAUGUUGUCGCUUUGUUAGCGGAGUUCAAGCAGCGAGAUGCAAGCAGGGCGAUGUCAUCGAUGGGCUUGUCCAACUUGUCUUGUCCGUCCAGAGCAAGCGGCCAGAACACCUUCUCGGUUUCAGGACCCGGAGGCAUCUCCGCAGAUAUUGUGCCUUUUUCAUCAGCAAUCUGUUUAUUACCCAGAUCUUCGCUAGCAUCGGGGUGACAUUGACAUGUGUGCCGAGCUCGUUGGCGGUAAAGCAAGUGCGUUGUCGACAGGUGCGGUCAUUACAACGGUUGGCGAGAUGGAUCUCCACAAUCUUCUCAGCCAUGGCUACUUCUUCAGCUGGGAUUUGCCGCUGAGGAAGGAGAUUAGAUACUGAAUGUAUGCGCGCAUGGCAAUGGCGACACACACCUUCCGC